UUACUUUUUUUUCUCGCGUAGCGGAACCGCAACCGGCGCUUUGAUUUUUUAAGAUUUUUUUUUUUUCGAAGUUUUUGCCGCAGAUUAAUGUAAAUUUACGCGCCAUCGUGGUGUUUUGUGGCUCUCCGUGUGCAUAUGUAUCGAAAAUGCCGAGAUUAGCGGCAAAAUGCAAAAUGUAAAGGGCGACAACAAUAAUCAGUGCAAAAGAAGUGCGUGCCAGCAGCGGUAAUAAAACACAAGCGAGUGGAGUGCCAAAAUAAAGCAGCACUUGUUGGAGUUCGUUUCGUGUCUACGAACAGAAGCGUAAAAACCGCAGAGAAGCAACAAGUGGCCAUACACGGUGAAGAGAGAGAGCGUGCAACGGCAACGACAGCGAAAAUGUGCAUAUGACCAUUGGUUCCUGAGCACCAGUUUCUCCUCCCUAUCUCUCCCCAUCAUCCCCGAUCAUCAUCAUCAUCAUCAUCAUCGGCAGGCCCCCACAUCCACAUCCACGUUCAAGUUCAAGUGCAGAGUCUUUGAAACAUGCGUAGACCAGUCGCCGCGUUGAGCCGCAAUCAUUACUUCGUCAUUGGGCUGCUGCUGGGGCUCGUGCUAAGCUGCUACAUACCGGAGGACAUCUGGGAGCUGGUCCAGCAGGAGGAAUGUCCCCAGGAGGCCGCCGAGAAUCUGCUGAUAGAACGCUUUGGCCAGGACUUUGAGCCGCAUCUGAACCUGAUCAACAAGCCGCUGGCGGCCAAAAAGCCGGUUAAAAAUGUGAUACGCCCCCGCUACUACUCCUCGGAACUGGGGAUCCGCGAGAAGCUGUUCAUCGGCGUGAUGACCUCCCAGGAGCACAUCAACAGCUUCGCGACCGCCUUCAACCGCACCACCGCCCAUCUGGUGAACAAGAUCAAGUUCUUCAUCUACGCGGACAGCGUGAAGACCAACUACAAGCUGAAGAACAUCGUGGGCUUUGCGGACACGCACGAGAACCGGCGGCCCUUCCACGUGAUCAAGUACAUUGCGGACAACUAUCUGGAGGAGUACGACUACUUCCUGCUCGUCCCGGACAAUGUCUACGUGGAUGCCCGCAAGCUGAACGCCCUGCUCUACCACAUGAGCAUCACCUUUGACCUGUACAUGGGCGGCACCCACAUCGGCGUCCCCUCCAGCGAGGGGGACGGCCCGGCCGGCUCCGGCGAUCGCAACUACUGCUCCCUGGAGGCGGGCAUCCUGCUCAGCAGCAGCGUCAUCCGCAAGAUGCGGAACAACCUCGACCGCUGCGUCCGCAUCGGGAUCACCGGCGAUCACAGCGUCAAUAUCGGGCGGUGCGUCAAGUAUGCCAGCCAUGUGCCCGGCUGCCAGAAGAGCUUUCAGGGCAUGCGGCAGUACAGCUACGCUCUGAACACGCCGGGGCGCCAGCGGAGGGACUUCAGCGACCUGGCCAAAGAGGAGGCGUUCCGGAAUGCCAGCACCGUGUAUCCCGUGCCGACGCCGGAGGACUUCUACCGCUUGCACGCCUACUACUCAAAGCAACACCUGGAGAUGGUGCAGGAGCGGGGCUAUGCGCUGGAACAGAAGUCCUAUCGGAUCGCCAACGGCAGCAUCUCCAACAAGAUACUCGAAAUCCGCUGGCCCCUGGGCGUGCCGCCGCCGAGUGCGCCGGAGACACGCCACGACAUCCUCAUCUGGCAGAUGCUGAACGAGACGCACAGCUACCUGCCCAACGGGAACGUGGAGCACGCCGUGGCGCCGCUCACCCGGAUCGAGGCCCUCGACUUCGCCAAGGUGCUGGAGAUCGCCCUGCAGUACGCGGCCCUGAAGCAUCCCGGCCUCAGUUACCACAGCCUGCACACCGCCUACCGCAAGUUCGACGCGACGCGGGGCAUGGACUACCAGCUGCACCUGAACCUGCAGAAAGGGUCGGGCCGGCGGCGGCGACUGUUGCUCAAGAGCUUCGAGGUGGUCAAGCCGCUGGGCCGCGUCGAGGUGGUGCCCUCGCCCUAUGUGACGGAGAGCACACGGAUCGCCAUCCUGGUGCCGGCCUUCGAGCACCAGGUGCCGGACGCCCUGGAAUUUGUGGCCCAGUACGAGCGCCUCUGCAUGCAAAACCAGGACAACACAUUCCUGCUGCUGAUCUUUCUGUACCGCCUGGACUCGCCCAGCAAAGGCGAUGAGGAUCCCUUCAAAGGCCUCAAGACGCUGGCCCUCGACCUCUCCUCCAAGUACAAAACAGAUGGCUCCCGCAUUGCCUGGGUGUCCAUUCGGCUGCCCGAGCAGCUGAGCGAGGCUGUCAGGCCCGAGGACUGGCUGCUCCACGCCUCGAUGUACGGCCCGAAGCAGCUGCUCAGUCUGGUGGUGGCUGACCUGGCUCUGCCCAAGCUCGGCCUCGAGUCCCUGGUGCUGCUGGCCACGCCGGGCAUGUCCUUCAAGGCGGACUUCCUCAACCGCGUGCGCAUGAACACCAUUCAGGGCUUCCAGGUAUACGCGCCCAUCGGCUUCCAGAUGUACCCCUGCCGCUGGGCGCAGUUCUGCAAGGAGUGCGAGGCGUGCGACGUGGCCCAGAGCAGCGGCUACUUCGAUCGCCACAACCACGAUGUGAUUGCAUUCUACAGUCGCGACUAUGUGCAAGCGCGCAAACUGCUGCAUCCACAGGGACUGCCCAUCAUCCGCAGCGACCUGGACAUCGAUCAGCUGCUGGAGCCGGCGUCCCAGUCCCGCCCCGAGGGCGUCGAGAGCAUCCUGGACAUGUUCGUGGCCGCCCAGCACUCGGUGCACAUAUUGCGCGGCGUCGAGCCCAAUCUGCGCUUCGGCCACGAUGUGCGCAAUCAUUUGGGCCGCGGAAGCACACUGCCGGAGCAGCUGCCCGAGCAGUGCGGGCGGGAGCAGUGCAUCCACUUGGCGUCGCGCAAGCAGAUCGGCGAUGCCAUCAUACGCUACGAGGACAGAAGUAUUCUCCACAAAUAGCCUGAUCCAGCUUCAGCUCCAUCUCCAGCUCCAGCGCCAGCGCCAGCUCCUGCCUGUUAUAUCAUCAGUUCCUUUUUAACAUAUUUCCAUGUAUGAAUGAAUGAAUGAUUGAGUGAUUGAGUGAAUGGGUGAAUGGGUGGGUGUAUGAAUGUCAAAUAGAUCUAGAUGCAGGACUUAUACAAACUCUUAUACUCGCAUUUUAUGCCUCCCCCCAAGGCUGAACUGGCAAGCAAACCUCCAGAAACAGAAACAGAAUCGGAAUCAGAAUCAGACAUUGGAAUUCCGUACUCUCGUGUAUAAGCCCUGCAGCGCAGACCUAUCUCAAUCCACUAUAGUGUUUAGACCUUAGGCAAUUCCUGUUGUUGCUUGCUUUUAAAGUGAAACUUUCAAUGCUCAAAAUGGCAGCCAACAAACCCAAUUUGUUGCAUGUAAUAUACGAUAGAUACUAUCUUUACGAAUGGUUGUAUGCACCCAUUUAGAGCUGCCAAAACAAAUGCCACAUGUUCCGAGAGAGCCAUUACAAGAAUCGAAACAAAAGAGAAAGAAAGAAAGAAACAUUCGAUUUUCGCAUGUAAAUAUUUAGCUUAUUUGUAUCUCUAUAAAAACGAAAGAAUUCCUGUACGAAUCCAUUGACUCCUAGCUAGGAAAUAUAAGUGUUAUACAUACGUGUCUGUAUAAUAGUGGUUUAAGUGAAACGAAACAACGACAUACAUUUGUGGCUGUAGAAGUGCCCCCGGCUUGCCUUAGCUCUCACGCUCUCUCCCUCGCCAUGCCAAAAUAGAGCGUAACCAGCAUUGUUAUACAUAUAUACAGAUAUAUUACAUUAAGAGAACGAACCACAGUGUGUCUAUUCGCUUAUGGGAAUGUACGUGUGUUUCAUUCCCACUGUUACAAUUCAUAUUUUUGGCCUCGCAUCCAGCCCCCGCCCCCGCCCUCCCCUUCGCUUUGAUCAUCGAAUAAGAAGUCUGCUGCCAGUCCAAUGGGUCCAAUGUGUUUUUUGUUGUGUGAGAAACAUUUUAUUUAUUACAAAACGUCAACUGCGGGAACACCAUCUUGUCUUGUAUAGUUUUUAGUCAUACGUAGAGUAGAUUAUGAUACUAGUUCUAUGUAGGAAUUGUUGUUAUUUUGCAGAAUAAUACAAUAAUACAAUGUGUAUGUGUGUAUGUACAAUAA
Messenger RNA from Drosophila miranda, 4119 nucleotides. It is a transcript of the gene Chpf, whose product is annotated as chondroitin sulfate glucuronyltransferase. Lineage: Eukaryota; Metazoa; Arthropoda; Insecta; Diptera; Drosophilidae. Gene Ontology annotation, cellular component: Golgi cisterna membrane. Bases 523 to 2946 code for a protein of 807 amino acids. The transcript has 6 exons. The record is from RefSeq and is a predicted model, not a curated record. Gene Ontology annotation, molecular function: glucuronosyl-N-acetylgalactosaminyl-proteoglycan 4-beta-N-acetylgalactosaminyltransferase activity.